This is a messenger RNA of Exaiptasia diaphana, 3824 nucleotides long. RefSeq names its product growth/differentiation factor 8. Gene Ontology annotation, molecular function: growth factor activity; cytokine activity. The record is from RefSeq and is a predicted model, not a curated record. The transcript has 2 exons. The coding region runs from base 117 to 1307 and encodes 396 amino acids. NCBI's taxonomy places the organism in Eukaryota, Metazoa, Cnidaria, Anthozoa, Actiniaria, Aiptasiidae. Gene Ontology annotation, biological process: SMAD protein signal transduction. Gene Ontology annotation, cellular component: extracellular region.
UGCAUUUAUCUGGCCCACGAGUGCUGCAAACAGAUUUCGCGUCAAGUCAUAUAAACUAAACCAUUAGACAAGUUCCGCAGUUAGGCACUGAAAGGUCUUACUAAGCGCACGACAAAAUGCUUCCGGGAAUGGUDUUAGUUCUACUCGCUACGGCUCAAGGCCUUGCACCACCGUUACAAAAAACAGCAACUGUAAUUCCACAAGAUGCAAACAUUACUGUCGAUUCGUAUCCUCAAAAUCGAUCUAUUCCAGAAAGAAGCCCUGACAAAGUCAUUCCGAAUAGUGACAACCGGCGAGCAGGCUGUUCAAACUGCGGCAGAAAUACCCUGCCAUCCAAAGCAGCAAUGGAAUAUAGAAUACGACUCGACGUUAUUAAACAACAGAUCCUCCAAGGUCUACAGAUGAGUGAACCUCCAAAGAUUAAACGACGAGAUUUUAAUGUCCCUCCACCACUGUUAAAGAAAUUCCAGGAAGCGAAAGACAGACAAAGACAAAUAGACGAACAACCGCCAGAAAUUAAGACCGAAGUAGUCCUACUUGGAAGCAAAGUUUCACAACCAAGACGAUCGAAGUUGUUCGCCAUUGCCAGGAAGCUCAAGUUUGAAUUCCACGUCUCUUACAAAGUCUAUAUUACAAAAGUACACUCUGCCACCUUAUGGCUGUACCUUCCWAAGUCCCGCAGAAGACAAAGUAAGACAACUGUCACGAUAAAAGAGGCAAACAACGACGUAGAAAACCUGGUCAAGGAAAUAAACGAAAAAGAUGGCGAGUGGGUUUCUAUUGAAAUUCAAAAGAUUGUYAAAUCCUGGAAAAGGCGCGCUUUGAGUGAAGACAUACGCGAAAUGAACCAGAAUAAAACCCUUGAAAUCACGUGCUCAAAUUGCGAGAAUCUGAACGAAGAAGCAAUUGGAAGCAACAGUACCGCACGCCCAUUCAUAGUAAUUGAUGUGGUAAGUGUAAUGGCCAGGAARAAACGUUCCAUUAACUGUAGACCAGGAAUUAGGUCCUGUUGUCUUCAAGAAUUGUAUGUGUCGUUCGCUGAUAUGGGCUGGGACAACUGGAUCUUGAUCCCUGAAGGAUUGAACGUGAACUACUGCACAGGAUCGUGCUUUGGCCAUAUUCUACCAGUUUAUUCACACUCAGGUCUUUUACAAAAAGUGGCAUUGCAGAAAGGGCGUAAAGACAUGGCACCAUGUUGCUCUCCCACCAAACUCGCGCCUUUAUCUAUUUUGUACUUUGACCCAUACGAAAAUAUUUUCCAGCAAGACAUCGAGAACAUGACUGCGCUAAGGUGCGGCUGUUCAUAACAAAACUGCAAAAAAAAAAAACUAAAAGUCGUUUCGUAGUGGGUACAAUUGACAUGAGGCAAGAGACUGUAGUUCAAUGACAGUUGCGUCUGCAAAGCAAACAGAUGAACGGCAUUAGAUGGUCGUUUUGUAGACUUUGUACUUUGGAUGACCAGUCAGUUGCUGGACAAUGUGCUGGACCUCCAUCAUAUGAGAGUUGCCGCUGCACACAAAUACGCGAGGAACUGAGGAUAUAGUUUAUAUUGUGUAAGUUAUAGCGGUCAUUUCAGCAAUUCUGAAAAGCCAGUUCAUUAUUUGAACGCUAAACCAGUUUUUCUGCCCCACGCAGGGGAAAAAUGCACCUUGAUGUUAGUAGAGAUCAUCCAAGCAMACACAGCGYAAAAUGAUCUWGUGUUUGUAAUUUGCAGGAAAAGAAUCCUCAGGAUUUGAUCUAGGCUUGUUUGUUUACACAAAGUACAAGUACUUGUAGUAACUGCCUCAAAGGCUUUCGUUUUAUAGUGUUCUUGAUAUGAAUGUUUAGUGAUAUUUAAGUAGCUUAAUGUAGUGUUUCAAAUCCUUACAAAAAUCCAUCAUUAGCAGCUAAAACUAAUAAUUUUCAUGGGCGUUUUUAUUGCUUUCAGUCUUCGAAGGUCAAAAUUUGCAUUAGUUUGUUAUUUCUGUUUUGGGAUAGCUUCUCAAAUUAAUGAGUUAAAGCUGGAAUUCACGGUUGCAUUAAAGGUCAAGCGUUUUUACGCAGCGUGUAUAAAGCUGAACAAUACGAUAUACUGAAAGAUGUCUUCAUCGACCUUUGAUUUAGAAAGGCCCGCUUCAUAGGACAGCGGGCUAUACKAAAAUUACUUUCAUUGCAUUUCUUUAUUUUAAUGCCUGAUUUUCUUGAAUACAGAGUUAAACGGCAAAAUCCGGAGCAGUUACUGCGUUGACGGUCACGCCCCUCGGUAUCACAACAUAGAAUAAAUUCUGCUCUCUCUCUGAUCGGAAUACUACGUUCCAUGUCACUGUAUACGACCUUUUAACUUAUCUUUCAAGUCUAACGUUAGCAUGUUUGAAUGGUUGCCAGCAUAGUGCGUAACAGUUUGUAGUUUAGUCAGCCGAUAAACUGUUGAUGAUUUUAUUUGAGGUUCGCGAUCUUUACCCCUAAGCAGCGCCAGUAAGUUUCAUUCGAACGAUGUUUUAAUCUACAAUCAAUUUCAACUUUUGACCCUAAACAUUUCUUUAAGCCUCAAAUUAUAUACAGAUAUUUCRCUCUGYGUUUCUAGAAAUUUCUGAUUUGCUAUACGAAAUCUGCAAGUUCAUUUGUAGUGUGACUUUUUUUGAUUUCGGACAGUCCGCACUUGUUGUUUUGYCAUGUCAAUCUAGGCGAGAAGACAGAUAUUUUUAUCGUAAAUGUAAUAAAUUUCAAAUWUGAGUGACAAAAAUUAGCAGCAAUCUGUUAUUCCGGCGUCGCAAAGUAUGAUUUUUAAAUGACGUUUCUUUAUCGACAUUGUUACAAUGAUUCCAUUUUAAAUUUUGUCCUUAAAAGGGCAAUGCAUAGCAAUCGUGAAUACAGUUUGAACUYUCAAUGAACUAUAACUAAUAUCUGAUAACUGUUUUUAGAUUACUCGGCUCGUAUUCUAUGUCAUUGCAAUAAUGACACCGAAUACGUAAACUUUAAUAGAUUUUGACUAAAACUACAUUACAUAACAUUUUUGACGUUUGCUCUUAAAUGUAACAAGUUUGUGAAAAAAAACAUUUGUUAAAAGAGCAAAAAAUAAUAUGUUUAAAGUUUUAUGGGGUUUAAAUGACUCUAUGUUAGAAACCUUCAACAUGUUGAAUUAUCUUUGAAUAUUGAACGAAAGCUCGGAAAAAGUAUUGGACAAGCUGAUCAAACAUAGCUGUUAGAGAAAAUUGUAGAGAGUGAAGGUACUUAACCCGUGAAAUAGACUAAUAUACCUUAGUAGUCAAGUAAUUGUUUUUGUUGGUGUCUACUUGACUAUUACACCUUUUAAAGAAUACAUUACAUCCGUGAAGCAUUUUGUAAGAAAUUCAUAUAAACUGAACAAGCCGAAAUUUAUACUAAUUUCAAGUUGAAUCCCAAAAAGGGAAUAGACGAGUACACGGUACGCUCUUGUUUCAUGGGUUUUCAAAAUGACUUCACUCUAGAAAACUUUCUCACGAUGAUACAGUGAAACGAACACUUGGUUAUUUCACGCGAGGUUAAUGUCUUCACUCUAAAUCUGAGCAUUACCACGAUUUACGGAACUUUCAGCGAUCGCUGACAAUUUUACCAAGUCAACUAAUGCUCAGGUCCAUAGGAAGCAGAAAACAGAAAAAUAACGUUAGAGUUAACGAUUUCUCAGACAAAGACAAGGGAAAACUCCCAAUAGGAUUGUAAUUUCUUCUCGAAAUCACUAGAAAUGAAUCGAUUGUGUUUUUUUCUAAAUGUGUGAAUGAUAGUAGAUAGAAUUGAUUGAACUGUGUUAGAUGAUCUGAUAAUAUCAGUGAGUUUAGAAAAUAAAUGAAUCAUUGUUUACAUGCGAA